This is a messenger RNA of Symbiodinium natans, 1167 nucleotides long. Lineage: Eukaryota; Dinophyceae; Suessiales; Symbiodiniaceae. The record is from the annotation of a GenBank genome assembly.
AUGGCGACUGGUUUCGGCUUGGCCGGCAUGCUGUUGGCACAAAGGGGUGUGUUGUCGUACAAGAAGAUGCCCAAGGAGUCCAAGGAGUCCAAGGAUCGCCAAUUGUCGUCUUCAACAGAGACAACAGCCGCGCCGAUGAGCAGGAAUGUGACCGAGGAUGGCUCGCCAGCUGUUCAGGAGGACCUGUUCUCUGAAGAAAACUUCACGUCGACCAUGUCAGAGGUGAUGGAAUUUCAGAGGACUCCCUACGAGGAUGCUCUGACAACCCUGCCGCCCUGGGACUCUGGACGGUACAAGAUGCUUCAUGUGCUCCGAGCCGCGUCGCCGAGUUGGUUGAGCCAAAUUGAGAUCCAUUUCGACAGCUGGGACAAGAGGGCCGUCCCGGUGAAGCGCUUCACUCCGCAGUGGUUCCAAGCGCAAUCGGAGACGGUCUCGACUCUGAAGGACAUCCUGAUGCUUGAGCGCGCUGGUGGAGUCGCGCCUGGCUGCGCGGCUGACACGUGGCGCUCGGGUGCCUACAAGGACGACCCCAGUGGGGCGGUGUUGCUGGUCUGCGAUGAGGAUCUUGGUGACAACCUUUUCGACUGCUGCGAGACACUGCCCAACCCAGGGAGCGCCCGCGAGGCCGAGGCACUGACAAUCUUGAGGUCCCUCAUCAAAGCCACUUUGGACUUGGAUUCCCUGGGCUUGGUGCACGGACGCAUUCGGGCCGAGAACACAUGGCUGCAACACCUGCCGAACGGGGACUGCAAGGUCUUGCUGUCUGACUUUGGGGAGUCGCGCACUCUGGACGACAAAGGCCGAGAUGCCAUGUUCCUGGCGCCGGAAUUGGUGGAUGGCCCACCGAAGCCCACACACGCAGGGGAUCUAUUCUCAUGUGGCGUUUUGGGCUACGCCUUGGCCAUGGGCCGGUAUCCAUGGUUCAGCACUCGGCCCGGAGAGUGCAAGGCUUUCUCCUAUGCCAGAAGCCACGGGGUGCGAAGCUUGCUGAAAGACCGCCGCUGUCCAGCUUCCAAGGAAGGUCGAAUGUCGCCGGAGUACAAGGAGAUCCUUGGAUGUCUUCUCGAAGUGGAUCCCGGUAUCAGACAACAGAAGGCAAUGUCCAUGCAGACGAUUCUACCGCUAUCGAGACCAAGCCUUCCGAGCAGAGCCCAUCUCUUCGACUGA